CUACUAACGAUUACAGUAACAGUCGAUCAAAUCUGCCAAGCCCUAGUGUUUUUUUUCUCCUGUCCCAAGCUCCCACCAUUAAUCUCUGUUGGUUGUUGUUGUCUAGAAGAGAUCGGAAUAUUCAUUUGGUUUUGCGACACUUCGGCCGGUUUCUACUCUCGACGCGGUUGUUGUUCAUCUGGGAUUUAUUGAAGUUCAUGUUUACAUUGUUCUACAACUCCCAUCCAUACAUUUGUUCCUGGUCCUGACAUUUCUGCAAUUUGGAUUUUACGUACCAUAACAUAAAUAACCAAAUAUUCACAAUGGCCUACUGAUACUAACUGUUAUGGUUAAUGGUUUUGUCUGGCUUUUAAAGGCCUAUGUGAUCUAUCCGUUUAUUUUUAUGUUCAUCAAUUUGUCUUAAUGGGAGACUCAUUGCAUUUUUCUCCUCAAAGUCAGAAUUUUGAAGUUCCAAGUGUUUCUGUCAGUAAAAAGGCAUUGGAAAGAUGUUUAGUUUCUUCUGCUCCAGAGGUUUUCUUUCAGAAGAGAUUCAAACAUAUAACUACUGUGGACCGUGUUAGAAUGGGAAGUGAUACUGCUGGUCAUAUAGCAUUCUUUUUGGUAAAAGUUAUGGCCCUAGAGGUUGUGCGAAGGUUCUCCAAGGCAAAGUGUCCAUUUGCAUGGCAUGGUCUUCAGGGACUCCAGCUUCUUUGCUACCCACCACUUAAGUGGAUCCGGAGAUGGUCCCUUUUCAGGGGUCUUGUAAAAGGCAUGCAGGCAUUGUCAAGACCCUUUGUAUUCCUCUCAAUUGCAACAGCUUUGUCUGAUCGAUUGGAGAAUGGUAGAGAAACAUCAGAUCGUGUUGAUGGUUCUCAAGUAUACACAGAACCACAUUCAGAACAGUCUAUUAUGGAUACAAGGAUUUGCAAUCUAGCACCCGAAAGUCCGCAAUCUGAAAAUUGGUUGCUUCAACUCCGCAAAGAGCUAGAACAGCAGGGAAUUUCUUUACCAGCAAGGAUUAAUGAAGAUGAGCUCCGGAGAUUCUAUGCUGCUGCAAAUGGUGACUUUUCAUGCUUACUUGCAUUAGUCAAGAAGACUAUUCAUUGGAGGGAAACUUACCAUAUUCUUUCAGAACAGGAGCUUGAGAUGUGGUCACAUUUGGUUUUUUGGCAUGGAUAUGAUGUGAAGCUUCGACCUUGCCUUAUUAUCCGCCUUGGUCUUGCCUUUUCAACCUUAACUUCACAUGAUAGACCUCGCUUUGCUCAAGCUGUUGUAUCUCAGAUAGAGCAUGGGGUCUUGCAUUUAGUCAAUAUGGAAGAUCCUCAAAUUAUGGUUCUGAUUGAUUGUGGAGGUUUAUCUCCUUUCAAAGUUCCCAUGCAAACGAUCAGAUCUUGUUCUGUUCUUUUGCGAGAUAAUUACCCGAACCGUCUGGGCUGCUUGCUUGUUAUACGGCUUCGUCCAGUUGUCAAAGUGAUUGCACAAACUCUUAUUCAAAUUCUGAAACCUGCGACUCGGAAAAAGUUGAAGGUUGAAGGGGAUAUGUACCAAAAGGUUCUCUCUGAAUACCUUAAGACUUUCCCAUCGUUUCUUGGUGGUAAAUGCAAAUGUGCCAAAUGUUCAACAGUUGGGAUCAGUGAUUCUCCUGUGGAUGAGGUGACUGACAACAGCGAAUCAAGUGGGAAUUCCACACGUGGUGAGGACCCAUUCUUUGUGGGCGAUCCUUAUGAGACUGACCUUCAAUAUCGCGGUAACUGCCAGGAGGUUGUAAGGACUGCUAUAAUUAGCAUGCUCAUGUUAUUCAUUUUUAUUGCUUUAAUUGGAGGGAUGUAUGUUCCAGAAAGUAUGUCUUUGUCUUCUUGAGAUCAUUGUAAACCAGCACACUUGCUUCAUUUGUUUAUUCACGUACCAGUCUCUAUUCAAAAUUAUUUGAAUUUUCCAUCUCAGAAUAAUCUGUAUUUUACUAGUGUAAUUUUCAUGUAUACUGGGUCGUCUUAUACCAGAAGAUGUCCCUGUUCUUAUUGUUCGAUUGAA
Telopea speciosissima is the source of this 2010-nucleotide messenger RNA. RefSeq lists its product as uncharacterized. The record is from RefSeq and is a predicted model, not a curated record. The coding region runs from base 403 to 1839 and encodes 478 amino acids. The transcript is spliced from 7 exons. NCBI's taxonomy places the organism in Eukaryota, Viridiplantae, Streptophyta, Magnoliopsida, Proteales, Proteaceae.